AUGAAUGAGCUCGUCUCCCAGGCAUCCUUCUGCUCCCCUGCCUCCCCACCGUCCUUUUUCUCGGCGGCGGUUGGCCACCACUCAAUGCUCGACUUCGUGUCUUGCGGGGUACCCGAGCAGUGGUUCCUGGGCGAAGAAGCACUCGAUAAGCCCAUCCAUGAUGGCGCGGAGUGGGUGGCCGCCGGAGGCUCGCAUGACUCGGCGGGCUCCGACCUCUCCAGCAACCCGCCGGCUGCCGGGAUCGUCCUGUCCGAGCGCGCGGCGAGGAGGCGGGGCAGGAAGCCCGGGCCCCGGUCCGACAACCCCGGAAUCAGCCAUGUGGAGGCGGAGCGGCAGCGGCGGGAGAAGCUCAACCGCCGGUUCUGCGACCUCCGGGCCGCGGUGCCCACGGUGUCGCGGAUGGACAAGGCGUCCCUGCUCGCCGACGCCGCCGCCUACAUCGCCGAGCUACGCGGCCGCGUCGAGCAGCUAGAGGCCGAGGCCAAGCAGCAGGUCGCGUCGAGGAAGCUGGGCGGCAACCCAGCCAUGUGCCCGGCCUCGGGGGGGCUCGAGGAGAAGCUGGAGGUGCGGAUGGUCGGGCGUAAUGCGGCGGCGUUGCGUCUGACCACGGCCUCGACACGCCACGCCCCCGCGCUCCUCAUGGGCGCGCUGCGGUCGCUGGACCUGCCCGUGCACAACGCGUGCGUGAGCCGCGUCGGCGGCUCGGCGACGGUGCAGGACGCCGUGGUGGACGUGCCCGCCGCGCUCCAGGACGAAGGCUGCCUCCGCGCCGCGCUGCUCCACGUCCUGCAGCAGGACGAGAGUGCCUAG
Zea mays is the source of this 810-nucleotide messenger RNA. RefSeq names its product transcription factor MYC1. The record is from RefSeq and is a predicted model, not a curated record. Gene Ontology annotation, biological process: regulation of DNA-templated transcription. The transcript has a single exon. Bases 1 to 810 code for a protein of 269 amino acids. Gene Ontology annotation, cellular component: nucleus. Gene Ontology annotation, molecular function: DNA-binding transcription factor activity; protein dimerization activity; transcription cis-regulatory region binding. NCBI's taxonomy places the organism in Eukaryota, Viridiplantae, Streptophyta, Magnoliopsida, Poales, Poaceae.